UUCCUGUAAUUUAAAGGAAUAUUUAGACAGAAGACGACUUCUCUUUUUACACUCGAGAGCAUUGUCUCCGUUCGUCCAUAAUGUCCCCAGAGACGUCCGUGUUUUUGCUCUGGUUGGUCCUCAUACAAGAAGGAGCCUCCAACAGACCUGUGGUGACCUUCACUCCAAACUACAAGAAGAUAUUCACAACGGAGUCUAUAACAAUGACCUGUGAUGUGGACUCUACUAAAGGAGAAGACCUGAAUUAUAUAUGGUACAAAGACCAUGUGCAAGUGCACAGUGGAAAAUCCUAUACAAUACAAAAUGCCGGAACAUCACACAGUGGAAAUUACGGAUGUCAGACCAGUACUGGAGAAAGAAGCGACCCCGCUAGACUGGAUGUUAGUAAUGAUUAUCUCAUCCUGCAGACCCCUCUUUAUGUCUAUGAAGGAGAUGCGAUGACGUUACGAUGUCACCACUAUCCUGGAUAUGGAGGAAGACAGACAACGUUUUACAAAGAGAACAAAGUCAUUUCAGACGGGAGCACUGAUAAGGAAUUUCAUAUUAGUAAUGUAGACAGGACAAGUGCCGGGAAAUACAAAUGUACAAAAGAAGUCUAUUAUCGUUCAUCGUCUGCAUAUGGAGCUGAAGCUUCUGUAUCUGUAGAAGGAGCCUCCAUCAGACCUGUGGUGACCUUCACUCCAAACUACAAGAAGAUAUUCACAACGGAGUCUAUAACAAUGACCUGUGAUGUGGAGGCUACUAGAGGAGAAGAUCUGAAUUAUAUAUGGUACAAAGACCAUGUGCAAGUGCACAGUGGAAAAUCCUAUACAAUACAAAAUGCUGGAACAUCACACAGUGGAAAUUACCAAUGUGUGACCAGUACUGGAGAAAGAAGUGACCCCGCUAGACUGGAUGUUAGUAAUGAUUAUCUCAUCCUGCAGACCCCUCUUUAUGUCUAUGAAGGAGAUGCGAUGACGUUACGAUGUCACCACUAUCCUGGAUAUGGAGGAAGACAGACAACGUUUUACAAAGAGAACAAAGUCAUUACAGACGGGAGCGAUGAUGAGGAAUUUAAUAUUAGUAAUGUAGACCGGACAAGUGACGGGAAAUACAAAUGUACAAAAGAAGUCUAUUAUCGUUCAUCGUCUGUAUAUGGAGCUGAAGCUUCUGUAUCUGUAGAAGAGCUGUUCAAGACUCCGAUCAUAAAAGUGACCCCACACCCAGUUUUCAAGAAGGAAAACAUGACCCUAAAAUGUGAGACAAGUCUCCAUCCUUCCAGACAGAACACCCGGCUACUAUUCACUUUCUAUAGAGAAGGACGAGUUAUUCAGGGGUCUGGUGACAAGGAUAUCUAUAAAAUCUCCAUGGUACAGCUGGAGCAUUCUGGGAAAUAUUCAUGUGAAGUGCAAACCACAGAUGGAAGAGUGAGAAAGAGAAGUGCAGAGGAACCAAUCCAGAUAGAAGAGCAAUUCUCAUAUCCAAAUAUAACGGUGACCAAAAAUCUAACAGUUGAAGGAGAUGCCAUGACCCUGACAUGUGACACGACUAUACACAUAAAGCCUACAGAAGUGCAGUUCGCUUUCUACAGACAUGGACGGGAGGUUCGAGGAUUUAAUUCAUCUAACAAAUAUCAAGUUCAAUUUGCUCAGCAGAGGGAUUCUGGGAAUUAUACCUGCGAAGUAAAAAACACAAUCAACACUACAAUGAAGACAAGUGAUAGGUACAACGUAUGGGUAGAAGAGCUCUUCUCCCCUCCAGUACUGAAAGUAUCUCCAGAGUUGGUCAACCAGGGGGAGAACAUGAUUCUAACUUGUGACACAAAUCUUAGUGAACAUAGGCAGACUACAGAACUGCAGUACGCCUUCUACAGAGACGGGGAAAACAUUCAGGGGUUCAACUCUUCUAAUAGGUAUGAGGCUAAAUUCAUAAAGGUGGAAAAUUCUGGGACAUAUACAUGUGAGAUACAAGCAUCAAACGGCAGUGUAAAGAAGAGGAGUAAGGAAGUUCAGAUAGAAGUGUCAUAUCACUCUUCUCUAAUGAUCAUACUAUCUGUAAGUUUGGGGCUGUUCCUACUCAUCGUCAUCAUCUCUAUCUUUGUGUAUGUAUACAAUAAACGCCGAUCAUCCAACAAUAACCCUCAGCCACCAACAGACGCUGAAAAUGAAUACUCUGCUGCAGAUAAAAUUACUUAUACGGACCUUGCCAUAACUAGGGGGCCACAGAAUCAUGUUCCAGAAAACAAUGGAUCUAAUGUUGUCUAUGCUGUAGUAAACUCCAAGGCUAAACUACAAGCCAAGGCUUCCCAAGGAAUGUCUGACACUUCAACCGACGUCUAUCAGAACAUCGGCUUUAAUAGAAAAGUUAAUGAAAGAAUUGUAGAGGUAGAAGGCCAUGUCAGUGAAGUGGAAGAUAAGUUGCUCCCUCUAACAAGAGCAUCCCGCACCCAUGAACAGCAGAUCUCAGCAUUGAUGGCCAAGACGGAUAAUCUAGAGAACCGCCUUAGACGCAACAAUAUUCCGGUGGACAACCCAGGAGAUAGAGUCAUCUGUUCCCUGGAUGCCGCUAAGGCAUUUGAUAGCAUUGAGUGGGAGUAUCUGUGGGAGGUACUAGAGAGCCAUCGAGCCAUGGCGGCUAUUAUUAUGAGUCAUGACGGGAUUACAGGGUUUAACCGAGGCGGGUCACAAGAGAAAAUUGCAUUGUAUGUGGACGAUGCCUUGCUGUUCUUGGCCGAGGCUAGGGAGUCCCUACUGGUGGUUGUGGAUGUGAUCGGUGCUUUUGGGCGCUACUCUGGCUUGGUUAUAAAUUGGAGCAAAUCGUCUCUUCUCCCUGUGGAUAAUGUGGAUGACUCUGUGACCUAUACUCAGACAGGACUUCAGGUGAGGUCAUUCUGCUCCACCAACAAUCACAAACCCCUGUCUCUGCAAACACCCCUCCUACACAUGAAAUACAGGGGGACAGAGCCAAACUGCAGCUCAUACGUUCUGUACAACCCUACAGCAGUCACCAUGUAUGUGAGAUCACUAUUCUUCCUUCUAGUGUUAACGGUAGAAAAUGUAGGAGCGAAGGUCGUGGUGACUUUUAACCCAAACUGGAACAAGAUCUUCAAAGGAGAAUCUCUAAAUAUGACCUGUCAUGUGAACUCGACUGUAGAAGAUGUCACAUAUCAGUGGUUCAAAGAUGGUUACUUGAUAUAUUCCGGAAAAACAUUUACAAUAUCAUCUGCACAAGUGGCAAACAAUGGUAACUACCAAUGCCAGACAGCUGCUGGUGAGAGAAGUGACUCAACCAGACUGGAAGUCCAUAAUGGCUACGUUAUCUUACAGACAUCUCCGUAUGUUUAUGAAGGAGACAACCUCACACUACGAUGUCACCAUCAUCCUGGAUACCUGGCAAAGCAGACGAUAUUUUACAAGAACAAUGCCGUUAUAAAACACUGGGGCCCUGAGGAUGAAUUACAUAUUGAGAAUGUCAACGUGAAUUCGAAUGCCAAAUACAAAUGCACAAAGCAGGUCAACCACCAUCUACUGUACUACCAACAUACAGAUGAAACCUCGGUUUCUGUUCAAGAAUUGUUCUCACUUCCAGCAAUAAGACUGAGCCCAUAUUCACUGACUGAAGGUGACCACAUGGCCCUGACAUGUCACACAAUACUUAGUCCCCUCAGGCAGACCACGGUAUUGCAGUUUGCCUUCUACAGAGAUGGACAGAAAAUUCAAGAAUUUAGCUUGUCUAAUAAAUAUGAAAUUCAGUCUGUGAAACAACAUGAUGCCGGGGACUAUAACUGCGAAAUCAAGACGUCUAACUACAGAAUUAAGAAGAUGAGCACUAUGUUGACUAUACAAGUGAACAGGAACAGCCAGCAGGAGUUGUUUAAUCAUUCGGAGACAGAAGUGAUGUCUAAACAAGGGAGAAGUCUCUUUAUCGCAGCAGUUUCAGUAACUUCACUGGUCUUAGUUCUAGUCCUCGUUGGUACUGGUUUGAUCUUCCUGUACAGAACAAAGCAUUUUCUGCCUGUUAACCAAUCGCCAAAAGCUGAAGUUGAAAAACGUGAUGAGGAAACUGAGAAUAUUUAUACAGAGGUGGCAUACAGAUGGCAAAACUUGUCCCAGAAAUCAAACGUGAAUGAACUGUUGAAAGAAAACUACUUCAUUCUGUGUUAAUCGCAUGGAUUCUUUGGUAAGGCACUCAGAAGCUUUAAGUUUUUAUGAAGUCCUUUCCUGAAGAUAUCUACAUAAAAGACUAAGAUGAACGCUCGCCAAGUGGGUUAAGAAGCUCAAACGUCACAGCAAUAUUAGUGAUUGUCCCGCACCUUUGCUGAAUAAAUGGAUUUUUGUUA
Messenger RNA from Bufo bufo (common toad), 4318 nucleotides. RefSeq lists its product as uncharacterized. The record is from RefSeq and is a predicted model, not a curated record. Lineage: Eukaryota; Metazoa; Chordata; Amphibia; Anura; Bufonidae. Gene Ontology annotation, biological process: cell surface receptor signaling pathway. Bases 81 to 4142 code for a protein of 1353 amino acids. Gene Ontology annotation, molecular function: transmembrane signaling receptor activity. The transcript is spliced from 25 exons.